Molecule: messenger RNA, 2076 nt
Organism: Hansenula ciferrii
Lineage: Eukaryota; Fungi; Ascomycota; Saccharomycetes; Phaffomycetales; Wickerhamomycetaceae
Gene: NCL1
Product: tRNA (cytosine-C5-)-methyltransferase
Exons: 1
Coding region: 1-2076 (691 amino acids)
Biological process (GO): tRNA methylation
Cellular component (GO): cytoplasm; nucleus
Molecular function (GO): tRNA binding; tRNA (cytidine-N5)-methyltransferase activity
Source: RefSeq, a predicted model, not a curated record
AUGGGUAAAAGAAACUUUAGAGGUAGAAAUUAUAAAGGUAAAAAUCAAUCCAGAGAUCCAGCAGAACAAAAAAAUGGAUGGGAUGAAAUCGUUAGAGAAAAUGAAAAAUGGGAAAAUUAUUAUAAAUCACAAAAUUUAAUGAAUGAUGAAGAUUUCCAAAUUUUUAAAAAAUUUUGUCAAAAUCAAUUACCAUUAACUUUUAGAAUUACAGGUUCAAAAUCUCAUGCAAAUGAAAUUUUAAAAAUUUUUAAAGAAAGACAUUUAAAAUAUCUUUCAAAUUUAGAAUUUGAUGGUGAACCAUUAAAAGCUCCACAAUCAUUAUCAUGGUAUCCAAAUGAAUUAGCAUGGCAAAUUGAUGUUCCAAAACAAGUUAUUCGUAAAAAUGAAAAUUUUGCUAAAACUCAAAGAUUUUUGGUUAUUGAAACUGAAGUUGGUAAUAUAAGUAGACAAGAAGCAGUUUCAAUGAUUCCACCAAUUUUAUUAAAAGUUGAACCACAUCAUAAAGUCUUGGAUAUGUGUGCAGCACCAGGUUCCAAGACUGCACAAUUAAUUGAAUCAUUACAUUCAGUUGAUGAUCCAACUGGAUUUGUUGUUGCUAAUGAUUCUGAUCAUAAAAGAGCUCAUAUGUUAAUUCAUCAAGUUAAAAGAUUAAAUUCACCAAAUUUAUUAGUUGUAAAUCAUGAUGCACAAUUUUUUCCAAAAACAAAAUUAGGUGAUGAAUUUAUGAAAUUUGAUAGAAUCUUGUGUGAUGUUCCAUGUUCAGGUGAUGGUACUAUUCGUAAAAAUGCACAAAUUUGGAAUAAAUGGUCAAUUGGUGAUGGUAUUGGAUUAAAUCCAUUACAAUAUAAAAUUUUACAAAGAGGUUUAGAUUUAUUAGCUAAAGGUGGUAGAUUAGUUUAUUCAACAUGUUCUCUUAAUCCAAUGGAAAAUGAAUCUGUUAUUUUACAAGCUUUAAGAAAGAAUAAAGAUGUUAGAAUUGUUAAAACUGAAAUUCCAGGUUUGGUUUAUUCAAAAGGUUUAAAAAAUUGGAAAGUUAUUGGUAAAGAUUAUGAAGAAAAACAAAAAGGUCAAGAAGAUAAUUAUGGUGAUGAAUUAUUCCCACCAAGUGAAGAUGAAGAUUAUAAUUUAGAUGAUUGUAUUAGAGUUUAUCCUCAUCAACAAAAUACUGGUGGUUUUUUCAUUACAGUUUUAGAAAAAAUUCAAGAAGAUGGUGAAGAAGAACCAUUGAAAAAGAAGGCUAAAAUUGAAACUAAAACUACAAGUACCACUACUAAAAAGGAAAAAUUAUCAAAUAGUUCAAAUGAUGCAGUUGAACCUUUUAAUUUCCUUUCUAAGGAUCAAGAAGAAUUAAUUAAAUGUUGGAAAUUUUAUGGUAUAAAUCCUGAAAACACUGUUAUUACAGAAAAUUGUUUUGUUAGAAAUGCCACAGGGGAACCAUCAAGAAUAAUAUAUUUAUCAAGUCCAAUUGCAAAAGAAUAUUUAUUAUUAAAUGAAGAAAAAUUAAAAAUUAUUCAUUCAGGUGUUAAGAUAUUUGUUUCUCAAAGAACAGAUUUAGAUUGUAAAUGGAGAAUUCAAAGUGAAGCAUUACCAAUUAUCAAGAAACAUUUAAGUGAUGUUAGAAUGUUAUCAUGUUCAAUGGAAUUAUUUGAAAAAUUAUUAAAAGAAGCAUUUCCAAAAUAUGAAGAAUUAGAAAAUUUAAAAAUUGAUUUAGAUUUUACAUCAAAGAUUACAAAAUUAAGUCAAGGUUGUGCAUUUAUUACUAUAAAGAGAGAUGUUAAUGAUGAAUUAGAAGAAUUAAUUUUCCCAGUUUGGGUUGGUAAUAAAUGUGUUAAUUUAAUGUUAUCCAAAAAGGAAACAUUUGAAGUUUUAUAUAGAGUUUUCAAUGUUGAAACUUCAGCUCAACAAGAAUAUAAACAAGGUCCAACAGGUCCAAGAAAGGCAAUUGGUGAAGAAUCUAAAGAAGAAACAACUGAAACUGUUGAAGAAACACCAGAAGUUAAAGAAACUACUGAAGAACCAGAAGUUAAAGAACCAGAAACUAAAGAAACUGAAUCCACUGAAACUGAAACUAAAUAG